AGCAUAGCCGCAUGCUUUCAGUUCUCCUGCUUUAAGAGUUCGUUUCCUGCUUUGUGAAGGAAUUACAUUUAAAUAUCUGAGGGAGAAAGACACGACAGACAGAUACAAUGGAGGUGCUGGUGCUGAUCGACUUCGAGGGCACCAUGGGAGAUGAGCUAACAGUGAGGAUGGGGGAUGUGGUUAAAAACGUCACCAAGGCCAGCGAGGAGGGAUGGCUGGCGGGGGAGCUGAGAGGACAGAGAGGCAUCUUCCCUUCCAACUUUGUCAAGGAGGUGCCAGUCUCUUUGAUAGGUGACAUUAUGAGGGAACCACGAAGCAUCAGAACAACAAAGAGGAUGAAACAGCCGAGGAAAUGUGAGGUAACCUACGCCUACAACGCGCUGAAUGAAGAUGAGCUGGAGCUGGUUGUUGGGGAGACUAUCGAGAUCAUGAAUGAGAUUGAAGAUGGAUGGUGGAUGGGGGUGAAAAAUGGCAAAGUGGGGGCAUUUCCAUGCAAUUUUGUCCAAGAAAUCUUUGUUUCCCCAAAAGACCUUAAACACAACGAGGGCAAGAUAAGACCCAAACUCGCAGACGCUGUGUUCAAUAAAGGGCUGUCUCAAAAAGCAAGUGUGAGGAAUAAAGCAAAAAAUGUGGUGGAGUGUUGCCAAGUCAUGUUUAACUAUAAGGCCAAAGCAGAGGAUGAGUUGGACAUGAAACAAGGAGACAUUGUUAUGAUACUGAGGAAGGAAACAGAAGAUGAUGGCUGGUGGGAGGGAGAGCUGAACGGACGCUGUGGUUUCUUCCCUGAUAACUUUGUCAUGGUGAUACCACCAAUGGAUAGUCUGAACCCUGCGACCACAAGCCAACCGCCUGUACGCAACUCCAACAACAAACUCUCAGUAAAGACAGACGCCACAGCAAUGGAAAAAGGCGGUUCAACAAAGACAAAAGAUGAUAAAACAGAGGUUCAGAAAGACUUCAGAAGCAAUCCUCCAACCAAAGUCAAGCUGCCAUCCAUCAACAAGCCUAUCCCGCCUCCCGUCAAAGACAAACCUAGCAAGCUUUUACCUAAUAAACCCAAUGGUGAUGUGGCUGCUGCCUUACCAAAACAAGCAGAGGAGAAAGAGACAGACCAGUUUGAUGGAGUGGACGUGCAGACUGAAAAGCUGAGCCAUCCCACAGCAAAUAGAGCCAAACCCCCAAACAGAAGACCACCAUCAGGCCUGGUCACAGUAGCACAGAAUGCCACCGACCAGACAGAACCAGAUGUAUCACCAAAAAAGCUUCAGACAGAGAAAUUACCUGGCUUGCAAAAGGGUACAGAAAAUCUCAUGCCAUCGCCUGCAAAGCCGGAUCUUCGUCCCAGAACGCCGCCUCCAGUUCGACCAGCACCGCCCAAAGUAGUUGUGGAUGGCAAAACUGUGAACAAUAAAGAGGAGCCAACUGUAGAGAGCCUGCAGGCUGACAUCAAAGAACUGAGGAUGGCUCUGGAGCUGCUGCAGACACGACAUGACCGAGACAUGCAGGAAGUGAAAGAAGAACUGAGGGAAGAAAGAAACAAGCGACAGGCACUGCAGGAGGAAGUUUCAGCUAUGACGAUGAAACAAUAACCCCAAACACAAAUUGUGAUUGGACUGUCUGAAACUGUGCCAUGAAGGCCUUUGAGCUGCAAAUUUGAACAAGAUGAACUUUUUUUUGAUGUGGAGCCACGGAGAGGAGGAAGAAAACCAAGCGAACCCUCCAACUGCAGACAUACAAAUGAGGACUUCAUUAGUCAAAGGAUCUAGUGAAUCCUGCACUAGACCAAGGACACUGGAUCCUUAAGAAUACUUUUACAAGAUGUACUGAUAAAAUAUUUUACAUAUUCUAAUGCUGGAGAUCACAGUUAUUGAUAAAAAGUGGAAUAUCUUGUUUUGCAUUGUUCUAUUUUCAACUAUCACAGUUCCUAUUUCAACAUAGGUUUCACUGAACUUUUGACAUUUACAGCAUUGAUGCCUCAGCUAAAUAUGUAUAGCUGUAAAUAGGAGACAAUAUUGCAAUGUCCUUUUUUAGAAAACUUUAAGAUCAUUUGGAUCAUCCUCAAGAAUAUUAAUAUUUGAAAAGCUACUGUCAAAAACUGACAGGUAAAUUUUUAUACCAGAAUGUAAUAAUGCAUUGAUCCACUGGGGGGCACUGUACAUCUAGUAUUAUAAAGAAGUUCUUACCUUUCCACAGUGCCUGCUGCAUUUAUGGAAGUGGGCUGGAGCUUGUGACCUCACAUACUGAUAUUACAUUGAGAAAAGUAAAUGUGUUAAGAUGUAAGAUUUAAGUGUUAAUAAAGAGUGCUUUUAUG
Scomber japonicus (chub mackerel) is the source of this 2311-nucleotide messenger RNA. It is a transcript of the gene mnmip1, whose product is annotated as SH3 domain containing 21. Gene Ontology annotation, molecular function: protein binding. Lineage: Eukaryota; Metazoa; Chordata; Actinopteri; Scombriformes; Scombridae. The record is from RefSeq and is a predicted model, not a curated record.